Molecule: messenger RNA, 1020 nt
Organism: Hyla sarda
Lineage: Eukaryota; Metazoa; Chordata; Amphibia; Anura; Hylidae
Gene: TMED4
Product: transmembrane p24 trafficking protein 4
Exons: 5
Coding region: 78-764 (228 amino acids)
Biological process (GO): intracellular protein transport; Golgi organization; endoplasmic reticulum to Golgi vesicle-mediated transport
Cellular component (GO): endoplasmic reticulum; endoplasmic reticulum-Golgi intermediate compartment; Golgi apparatus
Source: RefSeq, a predicted model, not a curated record
UCUUUCCGGAUGGAGGCGUGACACGCAGCAGGAGGCUUCUGUGAGCGCACCCCUCUGUACUAUCUCUACUGUCAGUCAUGUCUCCCCUCGCCCCGGGCUGCGGGUCCCCCAAAUCCAAACUACUCCCCCUACUGGUGCUGCUGCUGCACCUCGGCCUGUCCCGGGGCCUCUACUUUCACAUCGGGGAGACGGAGAAGCGCUGCUUCAUUGAGGAGAUCCCGGAUGAGACCAUGGUCAUAGGAAACUACAAGACUCAGCUGUGGGACAAACAGGCAGAGACAUUUCUGCCAUCUACUCCAGGUCUGGGCAUGCAUGUUGAGGUGAAGGACCCAGAUGGCAAGGUCAUCAUGUCCAGGCAGUACGGCUCAGAAGGCAGAUUUACCUUUACAUCUCACACCCCUGGAGAGCACCAGAUAUGUCUGCACUCUAACUCUACAAGAAUGUCUCUAUUUGCUGGAGGAAAGCUGAGAGUUCAUUUAGACAUACAGAUCGGAGAACACACAAACAAUUACCCAGAAAUCGCAGCAAAUGACAAACUUACAGAAUUACAGCUCCGGGUCAGACAGCUCUUGGAUCAGGUGGAACAAAUCCAAAAGGAGCAGAACUACCAGAGGUACCGCGAGGAGCGAUUCCGACUAACCAGCGAGAGCACAAAUCAACGUGUCCUGUGGUGGUCUAUUGCCCAGACUCUUAUCCUCAUCCUCACUGGCAUCUGGCAAAUGAGACACCUGAAGAGCUUCUUCGAGGCCAAGAAACUAGUGUGAAACGUCUACCUCCACCACCCAACUUUGCAUCCUGUAUACCCCACAGAUAAGGACACAAACAAAUGGUUGUCAUGUUUCCCUUAUCCCCACCUGCACAACAGCUGUAGCCAUCGCCUUUUAGAUAUCUAUACAGAAGUCCUAAACCGAAGGAAGACCAGCGGGGUCAUACAAUCUCUCAGGUCUUCCCUUCUGUCCUAUAUGGGUGGUCUUUACCUGCAGGAUGCCAAUACAAAUUGGGAGGAUAGGGAUUUUUUUU